AUGGAGGCCCAAGCAGUUGAGCUCGGCAAGAUGGGUGUCAAGGAGUUAAAGGAAUUACUGAAGGAUGCUGGAGUGUCUUUCGCUGGUGCAACAGAAAAGGAGGACUUAGUCAGGCUGCUGACCAAAGCUCGAGCACAAGCGAAAGCCAACGAUGUCAAAUUUGUGGCUUCACGACAGUGGCAGCGAGUUCCAGAUGGAGUUGCCCUGCCCCCCGGCCUCGAGGUGAAAUUUGAUAUGGACCGCGGCUGUAACUAUGCUCGAAUUCCCCCGGAGAAGAAGAAGUGA
This is a messenger RNA of Symbiodinium pilosum, 285 nucleotides long. NCBI's taxonomy places the organism in Eukaryota, Dinophyceae, Suessiales, Symbiodiniaceae. The record is from the annotation of a GenBank genome assembly.